Messenger RNA from Plasmodium knowlesi strain H, 1566 nucleotides. RefSeq names its product pre-mRNA splicing factor, putative. Gene Ontology annotation, molecular function: RNA binding. Gene Ontology annotation, cellular component: spliceosomal complex. The transcript has 5 exons. Lineage: Eukaryota; Apicomplexa; Aconoidasida; Haemosporida; Plasmodiidae. Gene Ontology annotation, biological process: mRNA processing; regulation of mRNA splicing, via spliceosome. The coding region runs from base 1 to 1566 and encodes 521 amino acids. The record is from RefSeq and is a predicted model, not a curated record.
AUGAGAGGAGCGGGUGGAUUCUACAAAGGCACCAACACGGAGCAGACGCCCUACUUUGGGGAUAAGGAAAAAAAGUUAAUUGAAAAAAUGGCCUGGCCAGAAAUUUACAACCAGAAGAUAGACCUCACUAAGAUCAACAUCGAUGUGGUAGGAAAAUGGAUUCACAAAAGGCUCAUCGAAAUUUUAGGAUUUGAAGACGAUAUAUUGUAUGAGUACUGUGUCUCUCAGUUGAGGCUCGACCAGGAGGGCAUCGAAGACGAGAGCGAUAACUUCCUAAACUCGAAGAGGCUGAAAAUAAAUCUCACCGGCUUCAUUGGAAAUAAGAAAAGUGAAAUCUUCGUCCAAGAGCUACUGGAACUUCUCAUUUCGAAUGAGCAGAACGAAGGAAAAGUUGUGGUAGACGAAAUGGAAACGAAAAGAAUAGAAAUGGAACAAGUAAAAAAGGAGAAUGAACUGCUACAGAGGAACAUUCACAAUUUAAGGAGCUUAUACACAGAAAAUGCAAGCCGGAAAGAAUCAACCCCAGUGGAAAAUGCCAGCCGAAAAACGGAUGACCCAAAUGGUAGACCGAAUGAUCAGAACAGGGAGAUCGAUGGAGACUCUCCCAAGCUCAGUGAGCACAUCCACAACAAGAAGAGGAAGAAACCAAGUAGAUGUUCUACUUCCGAAUCUUCCCGAUCCAGCAGCCAGUUAGAUAAAAAUAAAAAUUAUAAAAGGAGGAAAAAUAAAAUAUAUGUCAGCAGGAAAAAGCGUCACAGUGAUGAAGACACGUCAAAUGGUGCAGACGAGGAGGAGCGGGAGGAACCGAGUUCUCUUGAAGACUCCUCUUCGUAUGAGUCAAGGGAGGAAUUUAAAAAAAAAAAAAAAAAAAAUCGUAAACAUUUGUCAAGUGCAGAUAGUUCUAGUAGUGAGCACCGCAGUGAUAGACGCAGAGGGAAAAUGGACCUCCACAGAGAAAGGAGGAAAAGGCGAGAUCGAGGAAGUAGCCGCGACAGGGAUAAAAGUCGAAGAAGAGAUAGAAGUCGAGGAAGGGAAAGAAAAAGAGAAAGGGAAAGAAGCAGAGAAAGGGAGAGGCAUCGACACAGGGGAAGGCGUCGAGAAAGGGAACGGAGCCGAGGUAGAGAUCGAAGCCGGAGCAUAAGGAGGUGUCGCAGGGAACGCAGAAGGCAAUCGAGCGAGACGCCAUCCGACUCGAAGUCAAAUUCUGCAUCCAGCAGAAGUAUAGAGAGCAUCCAUAGGGGUCAUACAAUGAGGGAAAGGCGAGGCAAACAUGAACGCCCCCGGAAUAGUGUCAGUGUAACAAAAUCGGAUGGAAGAAGCAGUUCGUCGCCCUCCCUUUCACUUUCGUCCUCAGGGACGAUAAAAAAUAAGCAUCGAAGAAAGUUGGACACGACGAAUUGCAGAAAUGGCAGAGGCUCCUUGAAGGAGUUUGCCGACGACAGUACCCCAAAAUCAUCCAGAGAUUCCAAUGCGAAAGAAAUUCACAGUAUAAUGAAAAAGAAAAGCUACAACAGUAUUAAAAAGGGGCUUCGGGCUUGGUCUCCCUCCGAGAGUGAGAAUGGAUAA